UACAACACCAAAGCCUUCGGCGCGACAAACCUGUCCGGUCGUACAAAAAGAUUCAAACGAAUUAAAUUCGACUUCAAGGACAAUGGCCGCGACGACGAUCAUUUUGGCUCUCGCUGUAUGCGUUCUCGCGAUCGCUAGCAUAGAAAGUGCUGUGAUAAAAAUGCAAGAGAUCCCCCUAAAACCCGGUGUCACGAUGAAGAUUGUGAUCAAAGACGACCCGAAACACGAAGGAGGUGUGGUUGCCUCAAUCAGAAUUGGCAUGGACGAUAAGCCAAAAACCGAGCGAGUCCUUACGAAGCUCAUCAAUAGCUACGUGAAACCGGCAUCAGACUUCGUGCCCGAUUUUGAAGAUAGAAAUUCUUUUGGCAAAGGGAAUGGAAAUUGCGGCAGCGGACAAGUGCGAAGGGGACCGCUUUGCGUGAACGCCUAAAAAUUUCAAACGAAACGUGAUAGUAUUGGUAAUUAAAACACUUCAAUUCCGGAAUUUAAAAGUGCCAAAGUAAUGAAAAACUAAGUAAUUCAUCAAGUGUGUAAGUGUGAUUAGUGAAACUGUGUAUCUGUAAUGUACAAUUUUUACACGAGAACUUUAAAAAUUUGCUCAACAUAAAGUUUAAACAUUUUGUAUAAUAACGACUCGGACAAAUAAUGUAAUAUUUGUUCUUAUUACAACAUAAUAUAACGACUGGAUAUUGAAUCACAGGUCGCUAGUUAGUCCAACCUCUGUACAUAUUGAGCUAUAGAAGUUUUUGUCGAAAAACAUGCUGAAGAUUAUUUGUCGCCAAUAAGUUGACGGUUGGAGAGCGUAGGACAGCAAUUGGUUUUGUACAUCAAAAUUAGUUUGCAUAAAAGGCUGGUGUUAAACAUACGAUAAGUAUUUCAAACAACGAGAGAUUUUGUUAUUCGUAUUGUGAUAAUUACUAGCAAUUUAUGCAACAAGCGUAGUAGGAAUAUUCUCACACUAAGCUUGCGGUCUGAGUACAUAGUUUUGUAAACAAUUUAAUAAGGAAGUUACUUGCAUACUGCAAUGCGUCUAUACCGUUUUAUAAUUAAUUAAUGUAAUUAUUUAUUGUGGUUUGUAAUUGUGAUAAUAUGCUGCUUUAUUAGAUGCUAAUUUAUGUUAUAAUAUUAUAGUAUUAUUGUAUAAAAGAUUGUUGUAAAUGUUUUAUGAAUCUUUUGUUCUAAAAAGAUACGAGUGUACUCGUAAUUCAUAAUACUGUGAUAUCCGUGCGUAGAUUAUAAGAAUUUUAAAUAUUUAUUUAACGGUUAAUAAAAAGUACCAAACAUAAA
Messenger RNA from Bicyclus anynana (squinting bush brown), 1287 nucleotides. RefSeq lists its product as uncharacterized. Bases 83 to 430 code for a protein of 115 amino acids. Lineage: Eukaryota; Metazoa; Arthropoda; Insecta; Lepidoptera; Nymphalidae. The record is from RefSeq and is a predicted model, not a curated record. The transcript has a single exon.